Messenger RNA from Anneissia japonica, 6885 nucleotides. RefSeq names its product cysteine and histidine-rich protein 1-like. Lineage: Eukaryota; Metazoa; Echinodermata; Crinoidea; Comatulida; Comatulidae. The transcript has 4 exons. Gene Ontology annotation, cellular component: nucleus. The record is from RefSeq and is a predicted model, not a curated record. The coding region runs from base 69 to 1133 and encodes 354 amino acids.
GGCUGUCCAUAACGUCAUUUAAAGGGAUCUGCAAAAACGUCAACAAACCAUUGAAUAAUAUUUUAAUCAUGGCGUCGGAGCCAGCUGUUUCAUCAGUUGAAAUUGUUCAGGAAGUUCCAAAUUCCAGCGUAGAAGAUGACACAAAUAUUGACCUGGGAGAGCCAGUAAAGAAAAAGAUAAAAAGUGAAGAAAAACGGCCUUUACAGAAAGAGGAGCAACUGGAGGAGAGGUUGAAUGGAAUCCUCUGUUGUUCUGUUUGUUUAGAUUUGCCAACUGCAGUCGUUUACCAAUGUAUCAAUGGGCAUUUGAUGUGUGCAGGGUGUUUUACCCACCUUCUUGCUGAUGCUAGACUGAAAGAUGAGACAGCAACAUGCCCUAACUGCCGAUGCGAAAUCAACAAAAACCUGUGCAGUCGCAACCUAGCGGUGGAGAAGGCUAUCAGUGAACUGCCGUCGGAAUGCCAGUAUUGCUUACGGAGUCUCCCGAGAAACAUGCUCGAACGGCAUGAAAAAUAUGAUUGCUUGGAAAGACUGACAAAGUGUCAAUAUCAGCGUAUCGGCUGCAACUGGCAGGGCACGUUUCACAAGCUAGCCGAUCACGAAGAGGAGUGUUCUCACCCCAAGAAGACUGGGGUGGAAGUGAUGAAAGCUCUCGAUGAGAUUGAUCGCCAAGCAGGUCAAGAACUGAAGAUGCUCAGGAGUAUAUUUGACCUGCUGUCAUUCGAGAAGAUCACCUAUCAUGAUCUUCAACUAAAACCAUAUCGCACCGAUGAUUUUAUCACGAGGCUGUACUACGAAACCGGACGUUUCUCCGCGCUCAGCCAGCAAUGGGUCAUCAAGGCCCGUGUCAAUGAUGAUCACCGGAAUCCCACGUUGAUGUGGGAGCGCAAGAUAAGUUACCAGCUUAUUUUGAAGAGCAAGAUAAACAGCACCGUGGAUGUUCAUUUUGUGGUGUUAAAGGGACCCUUUGGUGAUGCAAAGAUCAAGCCACUAAUCCAUCGAUUUGAUUUCUCUUCUGAUAAAUCCGAAUGCCCAUAUAACUUCCUUCCUUUACUAGACUCAAAUGAAUGUAAUAAACUUCUGUCUGCUAAAACAAUAAAUUUUCGCGUAAUAAUGUUCCAAGUCCCUAAAUAAUUUAUUACGUAUAUAAUAGUAUUCUAUUAAAAAACUAAAUUUUUAAAAGAUGAUUAUUUAUCAAUGUUCCUUACUAAUCCUAAAUUAACACCCAAAAAAAUCAUAUAACUCUUAACAAACCCAAUAAAAACCAUCUGGUAGUUUCAGUUGUGCAUGUGCAUGUCAAAGGUCAAGGUGUAUAAACAAACAAUAUAAUGCAGCCUGUAACAGAAGACAUGCAUACACAAACAGAAUGAGUAUUAUGCAUAUUCAUUACAUGCAUGCUCUGUUCUGGGCUAUGUUAUUUGUUUACAUGCCUUGACCUUUGACAUAAACAUGCAUUAAAACUACAAAUUAGCUUAUUCGUCAAACAUAAUUCUAACACCAUUUCUGUUACACAUAAAAUCCCAUUAUACCUAGAGUGGCUUUCAAAGCCUUGUUUUUUUGUUUUCAAAUACCUGUCACAAAUCAUUCUUAAAUUUGAACAAAAAAUCCUAUUUUAUUUGCAUUUCUAUUUAUAUCAAGGGUCCUUGUAUAUAUAUUUUUAACAUGUAGAUUUUGUCCAUUCAGUGGGUUAAAUUUUAAACUUGUUAUUGUUGACUUGCAGUAGGAGAACACCAUGGGUGCAAUAAUUUUAGCGAACACAUUUUUAAAAAUGUAUUCACAAUUUUUACUUCUUCCGUAUUCCAAUAAUUUGGUAUCACUGUAUUGUAUUGUGACAUCUGACUGAUGGAGUGUGAAUUUUGUGAAUAAUUGCCAGGUGAUGUUAGAAUUUUUGCCCUUUUCUCUGAUUUAGGUAUACGUUUUUUUUUUAUGGAAAAAAAAAAAAUUGGCAGUGAAUUUAUGGGCUAUUAAAGCAGUGGGGUAAAAUUAUUUAGUAUGGCAUGCAGUAUUGCUUUUAUUGUCCAUACUUUAAUUAUUUUAGUUGGGUAUGUAUUUUUUCAGCAUUUUUAUGAAAAUACAAAACAUAUGCAUGAGUGGCUGGGGUGGUAUUAUUGGUAUGUGUGUGCUUUUUUUUUUUUUAUAUAAUUAUUAAAUUUAGAAAAAUAUUCUUAAAUUGCCCAGACUUACUUUUACAUCUACCAUCAUAAUAAUUUUUGGUAUUUUAUUCAUGAUGUAAAAAUUUUUAUUUUAUUUGCAUUAAAGAUAUGUACUAUCUCUUGUUAAAGUAAUAGAAAAACCACCCCAAAAAAUUAUUAAAAAUCAAGAUGGCUUCCAUUUCAAUUUGUGAUUGAAUAACGAUUCACAAUGCCACGGUAAUAUUUAAAAAUAUUAAAUUGCAAUACCACAUAUUUUGUUUAGAAGACCAAACAAUGCUCUCUGACUAUUAUUAAGCAACAGUCACCAUUUUAUUGUGGGAGGGACCAGUCAGGGUUAUAGGAAAGAUUAUGUUUUUACUUUUGAAAAUGUUGAAAAAAUAACCCCUUUAUAGCACACACAUUUUACAUCUGAGUCAACCAUUAAAAAAAAUCUAUGUUUAAUAUAAGUUUAUUAACUUAUUAUUAUUAUUAUUAUUAUUAUUAUUAUUAUUAUUCAAAUCAAUAUUUUUAUAAUUCUGGCCAGUGCUCUCAGCUUAGUUGACUAUAUAGUUUCUUUUUGUUAAAUAUUACUGUUGAUAAUAUUAGUUUAAUUAGUUUGCAAAAUAUAUAUAAUAUAUGAUUUCUUAUUUAUUCUCAACAAAAUUUUGAUACUCUAAUUAGUAUUAAUUAUAACAAAGAUCUAAUAUACUUAAAUAUAAUAUAUCUCCUUUUCAGUCCAAUUUGUCUACUAAUCAAAAAUUUGGAUUUACCUUGACAUUCAGUUUAGCCAUAUUACACUAAAACAAUACUUCUACACUAAAAUGUAGCAAAUAGUAUUUCUGAAAUUGAUUUUCAGAUUUAACAGUGUACAGAAUAAAUAUUAAGUGUAAAUAAUUUGAAGUGGUAAUACUAAAUAUUAAUAUUGUCAGUGAACGCAAAUAUACACAUUUUAUAUUUCAUAUGGUAGGGGUGGAUUUAGAGAGGGGCCUAAACAGGCAUUAGCGCCCCCGGGGGGCCCAACAAUCUAAAAUGUUACCAACUUGCUAGUAGGUUGACCUAAAUUAAAAAAUUAGAACCCCUGAUAUAUUAGUUUAUCAACCACACCCACAUAGUGAAGGGACCAUACUCCAUGUUGGGAUUAAGAUGGUGAUUUAAGCCAUCUAAAAUUUGGUAAGUGUGACACCUCCUCCCCACCCCCCAGCAAAAAAAUUCUAGAUCCACCCCAGUAAGAAUACAUGAUAUUGUUAAUAUAUAUAAAUAUAUGUAUAUAUCAAUUAUCAUACAUGUAUUUAUACAUAUCGCAUUAUUAUGUCUUACAAAACAUUGUUAUAUAAUAAUAGAUUGUUAUUGUAAAUGUGCAGUAGCAGUACAUACAAAACAAUAUUUUGUAAUAUAUUGUGGUAUACACAGCAAUAUUGCUGAAGUUAGGGAAGUUCAAAAGGCCAGUAUUCUCCACGUGAUCAAAACUUUCAGAGUAGAUUUUAGCUUGCGUAGGCCUAGGCCCUACCCUGUCGCAUGGUACUGUAGAUUAGUUAGUUGUAGCUAAAAGCCUGAUUGUAUCAUUAGUUGUAGAUAUUAUUUCCUGUUCUUGUUUUAAUGCCACCUAGAAAAGAGGAUCCUCACCUUUGCCAGGAAAUUAAGUAAGGUCAAAUAUUUUGCAGUUUUUUUUUUUCUUGUGUUAUAGGAUUUUAUUGUCGUCCGUCCAAAUAUUAAUGCGCAUUUAGUGGCAAGGUUUUAGUAGUAUCAUUAUUUGUAUGAUAUGGCUAUUAGUAGGUAUUGUGUUGAUAUUUAUAUUUAAUUAAUUUAACAUAUAAAUAGUUAAUACAUUUAUUUUCAUUAGAGCUGUAAUAGUUUAUCAACAAAAUUCCUUUCCUUUGGGUGACUAUCACCCUAUCAUCAACAUUGCUGUCAUAAUGGUCAUUAACUAUACCUUCAGCCGGUGUCACAACAUUGUCUUCCUAUGUUCAGACAUUGCCUUCGGUCACUGUCACCCCAGUCAUAAAUGUUGCUUUCAUACUGUAUCAUCGUUGUCACCACAAAGUGACGCUAAGUAGCAUUUGUCUGUCUGUGAAAAAAGCAUAUUUAUUGUGCACAAUAAAAAAAAAUGUUUUUUUUUGUUUUUUUUGUUUUUUUAUAAACAGACACAAAAUACAUUUUGUCACUUUAUGGUAAUUGCAAUGGUAUGAUCAUCAAUAUUGGUCUUGUUCAUUAAAACCUUCGUAAUCAACGUUAUGCACUAUGAGGUAACAUUUGGUGCUGUGGCCAAACAAAACACUUACACUUACUGUACCCUUGUUUUGUGAGUGAAUUAACUACACUUCCUAAAUGGAUCUGAUUAUAUCAGGAGUUAUACAGUGUUGGUGCUAGGAUUGGCCUGAUUGGUUGGAGCAUGGAGGUAUAAAAUAAACUCCAUGGUUGGAGAGGGGUAGAGAUUUGACAAUUUCUGACCGAGACCUGUGGGUCUUUGAAAAAAAGAAAAAGACUAGUUGGGACCAAGUGCACCUCGCACAUAGAAAAGCUACGAAAUUGUGGGAGUUUUUUUAAGCUGUUCUGAGCUUUCAGCAUUUAUUAUACCUUAUGCUUUUAAAGAAAAAAUUUAAAAUUGUCCAGUAUUUUCAUGCGAUUCAUGCCCCAUGGAGGCUUUCGUCUUUCUAAAGGGGCACUACUACUGGUAAUACUAUAUGCAAUUCAAGGGUUUUUUUCAAUUGAAAAAAAGUGCUAGAGAGAGUCCAUAAAUAUUUUCCAACUACUGUAUACCAUUUACUAUAUCAUCAAAUUGAAUUACCGUUAAUAAUAUUUUAUGCAAUUGCUUGCAACGUUCACUUAUUCUUUAGAGAGAUAUUCACAGCAAACCAAGUUUUAUUUUUUUACCAUCGCUAAUGGUCUUUUGUUAUUUUGUUAUUUGGUCACUUGACCCAUACUUCCCUGUAUUGUUCUCCAAUCCUCUUAUAGUUUUAUUGAAUUAGUCAUGCCUUCGUUAAAUGAAUGUGGGCCAAUGAUGAUUACUUGAAUAACAAAAUACAUGCUAAUCUCUGAUAUAAAUUUUCGUUAGUAUACAGGAUUAUUGAUUAUUUGAGAUCUCAAUUCAAUAUUAAAAUUUUAAUGAUCCUUUGUUAAAUUUGGAACAAAAAAAAAAACACUGAAUACAUUAUUAAAAAAAAGAAUACUUUACAGUAUUUCAAAUAGUAAAAUUAUUUUCCCAACAAAUUGGUCAUUUACUGAAUCAUUCUAUGAUGAUGUGUUAUGGCAAUACAAACUAUUAUUAGUUAUGGAUGGGUAUAGGAUAGAUAGUAUUACAACAGUAUAUGGUAUGGUAAAGCAUUUCUGAACACAAAUCUCAAACACCAGACACCCCCCUCCCCAAUCCUCCUCGGAGCUUUACACUUUGUAUUCCCCAACCCAUACUCCAGUUAAAUAACACUGAUUCUCGCUCUCUUUUUGAGUGUUUACACACCUUUAAUUAAAAAGGAAAUUGAUUCAGGAAAAUUUACUAUAAGUUUAAUAUAGUAUUUUGGCAUAACACUUAAUAAUACACUGCUAUGAUGAUUUUAUACCAAAUUACCAGGUGCUAUCUCUAAAAUCAGGUUACUCUGUGUGAUUGUUCAUUUCCAAAUUCUGUGUUUAGUAAUUAUUUAAAAGUGCUCUUCAUUUUGAUUUGAAUUUCUUUCAUAUGCCAGUGUAAGUGGUAAAUGAGUUUGUAAAUACAACAUGUUCAGUAACAAUUUGCUAGGAUCAGGUACUAAUAGUUGAGUAGGCCUACUGAUAGGUACAGUAUAUCUGGAUUUAGUUUUACGGUAUUAUAAACUCACCCCAUAAUUUAGGAAUGGGCUGAUGGGAAAAAUUUCAUCCGUAUCAAAGGUCGGAAAAUAUAUGAAAGAUUUGAGAAAAUUAGUAAUUUUAAGAGGUGUUAUUGUGCAAGUAUUAAUGUAACCUAAAUAUCUUUAUUAAUAUCUAUGUUUAGAAUUUUUCUUAUUUUCAUUUCAUAAAUUAUUCAUUCAGUUAUAGGAAGAAAAUUCCUUUGUUAUAGACCAAAUAGUCUUUUUUUUUUUUUAGUUCUUUUCCAGUUAAAGUAUUUUCAUAUCUAUUCACUAUUUAAUUUCAUUUUAUUUAUUAUACUGUAUUACAUUAUAAUCGGUUAUAUUAUUCCUUUACUAUCCUAAAUUAAAUUUCCAUGUAAUCAACUCUUUCAUCUACAUAAGUGAUAAUACCGGUAGGUUGUUUAUAGGUUUCUUUGUGACAUCCCUAUCUAGCUGUGCAAAAUAUAGACGUGUUGAAUAUUAUACAGUAGGCUCACCUGCUGGGCUUACAUCAAAUCCCUAGUAUUAACUUUGGCUAAACCUUCAUAACAGUUAUGUUUGAGAUGUAGCUGAACAACACCCCAUCCCCCUCUAUCCAACCACUGUAUUUCACCAAAUAAUUAUUUUUACCUACAGUACUUUUAAUGUGUGCAUUUUUGGUGUGGUCAUUCACACAACCCCGUUCUUUUUCACUCAGAUUACUAACAAUUUCACAAACCCUUCUCUCAUGCAGAAUGUAUGACACCCCUGAUGGUACCCCAUGUACUCCUUCAGGUUAAUGACAUCCGUAUUAAUAUUUGACCUCUACGUUAAUUUUUAAAGGGUAGCCAUGGGAAAUGAACAUUUUUUAAGGUAGGCAUACAGUAAUUGAAGCAUAAAAAAACAAUCUUGCAACUAUUUUAUUAGCUUGUAUACAUAUAAGAUUUGCAAUAAAUGCACUAAAGUUGUAUUACCACA